GUGGACCAGAUUUCUGUCAAAGACAAGGGAGACAGUUGAACUACCUCAAUGUUCUCAUCCGUCAAAGAAACUUUUCUGAUAGUUAAAGUGGCUAAGCUGCAAAUAAUUGAAGACCAAGAAAACUCUCGUAAAAUCUGUUGAGGUCAAGCGAUAACUUUUCCACUACGCAGCGGAUUUAAAUUUCUGACAAUUGAUUCUGAAAUGCACUGCAUGUCAACUGGAUUUAAGAGCAAUUUCAGGAUAAUUUAAAGGGGAAGGACUAGAUUUGCAAGAUUGAAAGUUAUUGAAUUCUGACAGAAGCUCAAUAUUGUGUGUCAAAGGAAGACCCUUUGCUUUUCCUGCUGAAUCAACCAUGGUGGGUACAGGAGGUCCAGUGGCAACUUUCUCUGUGUGGGAUUAUGUGGUGUUUGCUGGAAUAAUUCUGGCAGCAGCUGGCGUUGGCCUAUUCCAGGCUAUCCGAGGUCGCAAGGAGACUAGCAGCGAGGAGUUCUUACUGGGUGGACGGCAAAUGACAGCUGUGCCAGUUGCCAUGUCACUCACUGCCAGCUUUAUGUCUGGCAUCACAGUCAUUGGUACACCUGCUGAGUCCUACCGGUUUGGAUCUGCUUACUGGAUCUUUGGCUUCGCCUAUGCUAUCAUGUCUGCAAUCAGUGCUGAGAUCUUUGUUCCUCUUUUCUACCGACUGGGGGUCACCAGUGCCUAUGAGUACCUGGAGUUGCGAUUCAGCCGCCCCAUUCGGAUAAUUGGGACAUCAAUGUACAUCGUCCAGACGGCUCUGUACACCGGUUUGGUUAUCUAUGCUCCAGCUCUUGCUCUAAAUCAAAUCACUGGACUGGAUCUGUGGGGAGUGUUGGUGGCUACGGGAGUGGUGUGCAUCAUCUACUGCACUUUGGGUGGUCUGAAAGCAGUAAUCUGGACAGAUGUGCUGCAGAUGGUAGUCAUGCUGGCAGGUUUUGUGGCUGUUAUAGCUAGAGGAGCUGUACUGCAGGGAGGCCUGACAAAGAUUUGGGAAGAUGCUGGUGAAGGAGGCCGUCUACAAGCUUUUGAUUUUGAUCCAGAUCCCCUGAAGCGACAUACUUUCUGGAGCAUCGUAGUUGGCGGUAGCAUAAUGUGGGCGUCAAUCUACUCAAUCAACCAGUCCCAGGUGCAGCGUUAUAUCUCCUGCAAAACCCUGGGACAUGCCAAAAUGUCUCUGUAUGUGAAUAUGGUUGGCUUGUGGAUAACUGUGACUCUGGCUGUGUUUUCUGGUCUCACCAUGUACUCCAUUUACAAGAAUUGUGAUCCACUAUCAAACGGUGAUGUUGCCACCCCUGACCAACUGUUCCCCUACCUUGUGAUGGAUAUUCUGGCAGACUUCCCUGGAGUUCCAGGCCUGUUUGUGGCUGCAGCAUAUAGUGGUACCCUGAGCACAGUGUCUUCCAGCAUUAAUGCCCUAGUUGCUGUCACGGUAGAAGACUUUAUUCUACCGGUGUACAAAGACCUCACACAGAAGCAAGUGAGCUGGAUGAACAUGGGCCUGAGUGUUUUCUUUGGAGGAGUGUGUAUUGGAAUGGCUGGAAUAGCUUCCCUGAUGGGAAGUGUUCUGCAGGCCGCUCUUUCCAUAUUUGGCAUGAUAAGCGGACCGCUCCUUGGUCUCUAUCUAUUAGGCAUGUUGUUUCGCACAUCAAACUCAAUAGGAGGACUUAUGGGAAUGAUCAUUGGUCUAGUGUUGACUCUGUGGGUGGGAAUUGGAGGCCAGCUUUACCCACCGACAGCUGAAAAGACAAAUCCUCUUCCACUCAACACUGCAGGCUGCAACAACACAAUAAACCAAAACUACACAACAAUAACUCCCUGGACCAGUCCAGUGACUCUGACCCCAGAGCCCGAUUAUAGGCCUCCUUUAGCAGACACCUGGUACUCUCUGUCUUACGUCUACUUCGCUCUGUUGGGCGUUCUGACCACAAUUGUGUCUGGCCUGCUUGUGAGCGUGAUCACAGGUGGAUGUAAGCAAGAAGAGAUGAACUCAGAGCUGUUUGUGAGGAAGAAUGACUUAAUCUGCUUUAGCUGGUGCAAUAAAUCAAAGGAAUCAGACAUCACAGAGAAGCCUUCAGCAAACAUUUACAUGGGAGAUGACAACCCAGCAUUCAAAGAAGACGACAUGAUGAGCAAAGAUGUUGAAAAAAACACAAAACUGUAAUACUAGUCUAUCAAUGACAUGUUCUGUCUUGGGGUCAUUUUAAUUAAAUUUAAGAAAAUAUACGCACACACAAAAAGCACAAGCAAAACCCCAUUAUUAGCAUUUGAUGAUAAUGGUAUUUAUAUUGAUACUAAUCAUGUGUGGAAAAUCUAAAACUGAAUCACUCAAGAAAUCAUUGUAUUUAUGUUACUGACAUGGGUAUUUCAACAAGACAGAAACAGUGUAUGUAAUACAAUGAUGGAAAAUCUGACUUGUUUAUUCAAGUCAGAUGCCCACACCUUCUGCUCUCCAUGGGCUGAGAUGUUCCAGUUUCAUGUUCACUUAGACAACCUUGUAAUUCCAUUUAUUGUCCUUUAUAUUCAGUUGCUGAUACCAGAUUACAGUUUAAUAAUCUAUCUGAACAUUGCACUUAAUUUUAUGGUGACACAGAGAUACAUAUUGGAGUAUUGUUCACUUUUACUGUACAGUGUGAUUACUGUUUUGAAGGAAGUGUUUUGAAACAUGAACAAUGGCUGUUUGUUUAUUACAGAGUUGCUUUUUUACGGAAACUAUUGCAGUCUUUAUGAGCUGCCUGUUAAAGCUGGUAACAAAUUUGUCAAUAAAAUAUUUUGUAAAAAAGUG
Molecule: messenger RNA, 2800 nt
Organism: Oreochromis niloticus (Nile tilapia)
Lineage: Eukaryota; Metazoa; Chordata; Actinopteri; Cichliformes; Cichlidae
Gene: slc5a8l
Product: solute carrier family 5 member 8, like
Exons: 15
Coding region: 353-2179 (608 amino acids)
Biological process (GO): propanoate transmembrane transport; sodium ion transport
Cellular component (GO): extracellular exosome; membrane
Molecular function (GO): organic acid:sodium symporter activity
Source: RefSeq, a predicted model, not a curated record